GACAAGCCUUGGCAGUAUGAUGGUUAUUUACGGCUGUUGGGUGGUCCAGGGUACUAUGAUAAACCAGAAGGAACAGACCCCGUAGGAAAAUUGUGGGGUAUCAACAAAUAUGCGAUCGCGUCAGGGAUAUUUUUUGGAUUGGGUGACUCUCUGAUUUAUACUCAAACUAAGAAUGUUCUUGAAACAGCAAAUUGUUUCGGGUAUUACAUAGUACCCUUUGUGGGCUUAGCUUCAGCGUUUGCCUGCGGAACUUACAUUUCAACUGAUCUGAGGAAAAAAGAUGACAAGUUUAAUUACGUUGUUGGAGUGGUGUCGUGUAUGCCGGUUCUUUAUGCCUGGAAGAAGACGGCAUCUUUCACUUUCUGGGGUGCUGCAAUGCUCCUCUUCGCAGCUCUGGUGAAAAAAGAUUCCAAAAUGAACGACUGGACAAUGUUGAACUACACAACCCACUACAAGUACGGAAACUUCAAGUACGAUAUGUCGCUUGUUUCCAAAGAGUGGCCAAGAAGACCAAUCUAA
Messenger RNA from Cotesia congregata, 519 nucleotides. Lineage: Eukaryota; Metazoa; Arthropoda; Insecta; Hymenoptera; Braconidae. The record is from the annotation of a GenBank genome assembly.